Messenger RNA from Humulus lupulus (European hop), 2213 nucleotides. RefSeq lists its product as uncharacterized. Gene Ontology annotation, cellular component: tRNA-intron endonuclease complex. Bases 442 to 1242 code for a protein of 266 amino acids. Lineage: Eukaryota; Viridiplantae; Streptophyta; Magnoliopsida; Rosales; Cannabaceae. The transcript has 6 exons. The record is from RefSeq and is a predicted model, not a curated record. Gene Ontology annotation, biological process: tRNA-type intron splice site recognition and cleavage.
GAACCUAAACUGCCUAAUAUUGAUUUCAACUCUCAGUCAUCAGCCACACCGCCACGAGCCGUCGUCCCUUCACCACCCGCCCACAUAAUCCCCGCCGCUGAGCCACCACUCACGCCGUCUGUUUACCACCACACAUUAUCUGAAUGAAGUCCUUGCCUGGCCAUUUUUUCAAAUAGUAAUAGUGCCAUUCCUUUCAUAACCGAACCUUAUUCUCUUAAAAUUUGAAGAGUGAAGUACAAGUUUAGAGUAUAUUUUCUUAUUGUUAAUUGUGAUGAUACUGAAAUUUACACCGAGAUCUCUGAUCAUACAUAACGGCUUAUGGUGAUUUCGGUAUAGGAUCAUUCAUAACAUAAUGUGAAAUCCCACUCUAUUUCAACAACCAAAAGAGCGCGGACUGGACUGGGCAGGAAAUGUGAUGUUAGUUUUCAAGCUACUUUGAAGAUGGAGGGAGCAACAAAGGAAAAUUACUUUGAAGAAGAAAGUGAUGGUGAGAGAUAUAGUAAAGAUUCUGAUGGUGGUGAUGAUGAUGAUGAAUAUUGCUAUGCCUCUGUACCAGUCUCCAAGUUACAGCCCAGGAAAGUUUUAUCAAAGGGUCGUUGGAUUCAAGAGAUAGGAAUGGCCGAGGUUGAAGUUCAAAAGGGUCCAAUUUGGAGGACAACAGGCAUAGUCCGUUGUGGAAAAAUCUAUUGCUCAAUUGAAGAACUUUUGUUUAUGGCCGAAUUGGGGGCUUUUCUUCUGAUGGAUGAUGCUGGUGCCAGUAUUUCUAUGGAGGAGAUGUAUAUGAGGAUUUCAGAUGAAAAUAAUGGAUGUUCUUGGGAGCAUUUUCAGGCCUACAGGCAACUGAAGUCUCUUGGUUACAUUGUGGGGAGAUACAAUAUCCCCUGGUCUCUAAAACAUGUUAAGAGCAAUACUGAAUCUUCUUCUUCUCAUUGGUCUUCAGAAAAUGUAAUGGACUUGAAAUCCAAAGACGAUAUCUCUGUUGUAGGAAUGUUUAGUCGGCUGCAGAUUGACGAAGUAAAACCAGUAUUUGAUGUUUAUCUCCCAAAUACCAAGUUUAGAAAAUCUUCACCUGAUGAUCCAAGCUUUGUGCUCUGCUUUGCUAGUGGCUAUCCACCAUCCAAAAUGACACUUCAACUCAUGGAGAGAAAAUGUGGAGGAAUUCCUUUGAAGUUUUGUCAUGUAGAGCAAGGACGAGUGAGUUUCUUUUCCUUUGACAAAGUGGAGCUUCCCAUCCUACCCUGAUAUGCAGUUCUAUGCUCGUUCAGAUCAGAUGAAAAGGGAACAGGUCUGCAAAUGCCCUUCCUUGUAUUUUUGCCAGUUGACUAAGUUAUCUAUGGAGCAAAAGAUUUCCUGAUUAAUCUCUGCAAUUGGAUUUCAGUCAAGUCUAGCAGUUUCAAAAAACAGCUCAUGCUUGCUUAGUUUUGAUGCCUCAUGAUAUUGCACGGCUAAUGGAUAGUACUGAGGUGUAUUCUUGCAAGUCAGCUUUUGAGUGUUUAGUUCUGAUGUCUGAAGCUUAAAGUGUGUGGACAAAACCUUUAUGGAAGAGUUCAGCUUCCAUAAAGGUUUUGGAAAAUCUGCAAAGAAGACGCCCUUAUCAAUUUUUGUCUCCGGGUUGGUGUGUUCUAUGUGAAUCGAAAGGAGAAUUGGUAGGUCACACCUGUUUUUUCAGUGUCAGUUCGUCCUAAUGUUAUGGAUCAAGUUUCCCAAGGAAUUCUGUUUAUUUUGGUGUAUUUGGCUUGUGAAAUAAAGGGUAAGACGUUGUUUCUCUAUCUAAAGCAGCAGUUUUUUUUUUGGCUAUUUUUGGGCUGUGUGGCUGGAGAGGAAGACGCAGUAACAGAAGACUUUCUCUGUGAUAAAAUUAAAUUCUGGGUAGCAAAUGUUAAAGGAUUUGAGGAGUCUCUUUUCUAGACUUAGCGAGGGAUUGGACAAGUUUUCAAUGAUCUCUGAGAGCUGAUUCCUUUUGUUUUUCCAUUUUUGAUUGUAUGUAGUUUGGUUUCCUUUUUCAGGGUUUCAUGUUUACACUUUUAUUUUAUGGUGCAAACAUGAACUUUACAUUUUAUUUUAAUGAUUAAUGCAAAGUUUGGUUUUUUCUUUGAUAUUGGACCGCUUGCUUCUAUGGAUUGUAAAAAUAGAACACCCCAUAUUUCCAUAUUUAAGGAUCUAUGGAUGCCAUAGUGAUAUUGAAUUUUGGAGAUUUAGAGAUUUGGUAUUUA